AUGCUCUUCGCCAUCGAUAGUCUGACAACGCUCUACGUCACAACGUCGUAUUAUUUUGUUUUUUGUUUGUGCGAAAAGUUUGCAGCCAGCGACGGCAGCGGGUUAAGCGGGAUGAGCGGCACCAGUGGAGCGGCUACGGAUCAGGCGGAGAUGGCGCCACCGUCGGCGGAGAAGUGGGGCUUUCCCUUGACCGAGCUCUACCGCCUGGCAUUUACGUUCUACAAGAGGAACUCCGGCAAGGCCAUCCAUCUGUCCUACGAGGACAACCUCAAGCUGAUCGCCUUCAAGCAGCAGGCCGCCCUGGGCGCCUUCAACACGAGCCGAGCGCCGGCGCUGGGCGUUCUGGACGUGAUUGGACGCGACCGCCAGCAGCACUGGCAGCUGCUGGGCGAGAUCACCCGGGAGCAGGCGAUGGAGGGCUUCGUCGACCUCCUGGACACCAUGUGCAGCGCCUUUCGUCCGUACAUCGAAGCAGUGCGACAGGAUCGCGACGAAACGCUGCGCAAGGAGCUGCGCCACAUGGAGCUGGAGAAGGAGGCGCGCCAGCGGCAGGAGAACGAACAGCAGGAGCUCCUCGAGGAGGGCUACAAGGAGGAGCUGCAGCGCCGCCAGCUGCAGGACGCCCUCAACAAGCAGACGUACCAGCAGUUUAAGCUGUAUGCCGAGAAGCAGUUCCCCGGCAAUCCCGAGCAGCAGGCCGUGCUCAUCCACCAGCUGCAGCGGGAGCACUACCACCAGUACAUGCAGCAGCUCCAUCUGCAGAAUCAGAACCAGAAUCAGAACCAGAACGCCGAGGACAAGGGCCAGCCGGAGGACAAUGCCCCUGGAAACAACAACAACAGCAGCAGCAGCAACACAGACCUGUCCAAUGCCAUGGAGGCUCUAAAGCUGGGCGAGAUCGAAAAGGAGGCUGUGGAGGAGCAGGCCGAGCAGCAGCAGCAGCAGCAGCAGCUGGGCGAGGAGGAGUACGACGACUACGUGAUGAUCUGCCCGGCAAAGAUCUGGACUCGUCCCGACAUCGAACAGUUCAAGACGGAGGUGUCUGCCGGCGAUGGCGACGGCGUGAUUACCAUUGGUCACGGCGACACGGUGACGGUCCGCGUGCCCACCAACAUGAAUGGCAAGUGCAUUUUCUGGGAGUUCGCCACCGACAGCUACGACAUCGGCUUCGGUAUCUACUUCGAGUGGGCCAAGCCGGUGACCAACGAGGUGACCGUCCAUGUGAGCGACUCCGACGAGGACGAGGACUGCGUGGACGAGGACUAUCUGUCCACCACCGAGGAUUUGGAGUCGGGAUCGCUGUCGCAGGAGCGCGGAGCGGUUAGCAAUCCCACUGCUCCGCCCAAGGCGCCCAUUUCCAUCAUAGUGCCCAUCUACCGGCGGGAGUGCUACAACGAGGUCUACGUGGGAUCCCACUCGUAUCCCGGCGAGGGCGUCUACCUGCUGAAGUUCGACAACAGCUACAGCAUCUGGCGCUCCAAGACACUCUACUAUCGCGUCUACUACGAGCGCUAAACGAGGCCAAAAUGUAUUUAAUAUCCACUAAACUAGAAGAAUCCUAUCUCUGUACGACCGGCUAGUGUGCAAGUCCGGAAUUAUCUGUAUGUGCGUGUGCGUGUGGCUUUUGGUUAUGGUGUUACGUGUCCCGGAAACAACAAUUAUCCAGCCAUCCUUGCGAAUAAGCGGAUGGAUGAAACCUAUUUUAUUUAUUAUUUAGUUGUAACCCACAAAGACAAGUCCAAAAUUCAAUUUGAAAAUAAUAAACCAACAAGAAGACAACUGUAAAUACACACUAUUCACAUUACUUAGCAAAGGUUCGAAACAUGUAUGUAUUUAUCCCCAUUCUUUAAUCGACUAUUAAAGGCAUGCAGCAUUUA
Messenger RNA from Drosophila takahashii, 1877 nucleotides. RefSeq names its product Golgi resident protein GCP60. Lineage: Eukaryota; Metazoa; Arthropoda; Insecta; Diptera; Drosophilidae. The record is from RefSeq and is a predicted model, not a curated record. Gene Ontology annotation, molecular function: fatty-acyl-CoA binding. Gene Ontology annotation, cellular component: Golgi membrane.